UUUUACAAAUGCGACACAAACUUUGCUGUUAUCAGCUGAGGUUCUUCUUCCUUGUCUGACUUUAUUCAGCGCUGGACUUCAACAUGUCUAACAUGAGUGAUUUUACACCGAAUGAAAUCCAACAAGUUUUCAAAACUUACCUGGAAAAUCCCCUCUUGUCCAUCUAUAAUGACAGUGGGUAAUAUUGAACUAAUCAUGCCCGGACAGGCGUCGGUAACUGUGGCCAUCGGUCCUCAGAAAUCAUCCGCUUUUGUUUUAAAGAAGAUCAUGAAUAUUCCGCCUCCAAACAUACUGGCGGAUCAAGACGACGAUAUCGAGAAGGAGAAACAGGGUUCAACUGGCGAUGGGACAUCCGGCGGCAGCGGUGCUUCGGAGAGCGUCUCCGCCUCUCUCACGCCCACCAUUUGGAACAAGACAAUCCCGUACGAUGGCGAGAACUUCCACCUGGAGUACAUGGACUUGGAUGAGUUCCUGCUGGAGAACGGGAUUCCCGUCACGCUGGAGGAGGAGCUGAGCAAGGGUCUGGUACCCGAGCGCCGAGGCGGAGAUUCGCAGGAUUCCUCUGUGACCUCGGACGAGCCAGCGGCCGUCCCACAGAUGCCCGAGGAGGAGCAGACGGAGGGCGAUGAGGACGAGGAGGAUUCGCUCUCUGUGAGUGAUGCAGCGGAACAGGAAGUGAGCGAUGAGACGACAGCAGACUCCAAACCCGACCGUGUGACGCCCACCCCGAUCGACCCGGAGGAGAUUGAGGUGAACAUUGCGUUCCAGCCGGACCCGACGGAUCUGGUCCUGUCCAGCGUUCCUGGAGGAGAGCUUUUCAAUCCACGGAAACAUCGCUUCUCAGAGGACGAGCUCAAACCGCAGCCCAUGAUCAAGAAAGCCAAGAAAGUGUAUGUUCCCGAAGACGCGAAGGAUGAUAAAUACUGGUCACGGAGGAAGAAGAACAAUGUGGCGGCGAAGCGCUCGCGGGACGCCCGGCGCCUGAAGGAGAACCAGAUCGCCGUCCGCGCCUCCUUCCUGGAGCGGGAGAAUGCCGCGCUGCGACAGGAAGUGGCCGAGCUGCGGAAAGACUUCGGCCGCUGCAAGAAGAUCAUGUCGCUGUACGAGGCCAAAUACGGCGCGCUGUGAGGGACACACUUCACCCCGGACACACAUCAGUCUCCCUUAUGACUCACACCGUUACUCAGCCGGGCCGUGUGGGAGGUGGACGAGAGCGACGCGAGCAAUAGUGUUUUUAAGAAGAUCUAGAAGUGAAAGGGCACAAUAUAAAAUACCACAGCAUGACCUUUGACCCCUCAUACCUCAUUCUGACCCUCUCCACCACCCUCAAUGUGGCCCGAGCAGCGAGUUUAGAGCUUAUUCAGUGUGAAGAAGAGAUGAAGACGGCAACGUGAGCUGAACGAAGAAGUCGGAAAAAGUUUCCACACAUCAAAUGUUGGCGGAAAAUGAGAGUCCGAGAGCGUUCGGUCACAGCAACUGUGAUCUUACGGCUCUUUUCGGCUAGUUUUUAGCGUGUUUCCUCCCAUUGUUUGCACUUGACACAUCAUUUAUGUUUGUGUACAGGAGGUUUGUCGCAGAGAACAAGCGCAUGCUACACAAUAUGAAGCAAUUAUUUUCUUUAUUCUAUAAAAAAACGAGCGCAAGUGCGGAUCAUGUCUGAUGACGUGAAGAGACAGAAGUCUGUAAAUACGCUUGUGUCUGUCUGCUACACGUUUCUCCAAGUGUCGUCGUUCUUCCAGACUGAUCUCGCCAUAUUAAAGUGACAUUUUUAAUCACAUCUUUCCGAGGGCGUUGUUCAAACGCAUCUUUGCAGCAAGAGAUUCGGGCGAUUGUUUGAGGAUUUUAACUGUGAGCAACUAAUCGACUGGAUCUGUUUUGUUUUCAGGGUUUAAUCCAGGGCAAUAAUACACAAUUCAUCUUUACCUCAGAUUAGAUGUUUCUAUCUAGUGGAUGUUUUUAUUAUUUUUAACUUCAAAUGUUGGUGUUAUGUUUGUUUGCUAUAUAGUCAGGCAGCUCAGCGUCAGUCAUAAAACACAAGCAGAAUGAAUUUCUGUGCAAUUAUUCUAAUUUAAUGCAUUUAUUCAUUAUUUAAUGCAUUAAUAAUAGUAGUAAUAAUAAUAAUGAUGCAGUGUUAGAUCAAUUCUUGCAUUUGUAAAAUCAUUGUGGCAUAAAUGUGAUUGGUUUUUUUGACAUGUAAACCGUGAGUUGAUGACAUUAGUCUCGCUAGUUUUUCGUUGGUUUUUCAAAGGGAUGUUUCUAAAAACGACAAAAUGUCAUAAUGUGCUUCCAGUGUUUUAUGGAUUUUGAUAGAUUAUUAGUUAUGUAGGUUUGUUUUCAGUCCUCAUAAACAUCAUGAACGCCACAAAGUGUGCUUACCUUUUUUUUUUUGAAGAAGAAGAAGAAGAAGCUAUGAAAACAUAAUUUUAAUUUUCAUAUAUAUAUAAAACUAAUGUAAUACUCUGUCAGGAUUGUGUUUCUGUAAAACGGGUUACAAGCACUUACAGGCAAAAAUUUUGUAUAUUAAUGAGACGUUAGUGCAUGCUGAUGUCAUAGUGAUGCUGUGCAGUAGGCGUGUCUUUAUCUUCCAUACAUACAUAUAGACUGUUUCAACAGCAACAACACAAACAAACGUUUUGUGGCCCAAACUUAACUUCUGGUAGACUUCCACAGAGAAUCAAUAAUAUCAGAGUCCCUCUAGAGUAGAUUAUUUCUGAAAACAAGCAAAACAUAUAAAUAACACGUACAUUACAUUAUAGCUAGCAAGUUGAAACUAUGUCUAACCAGUAUUAUUUUGGGUUAGAAGAAAAGUAUUACUCACCCAAAAAUGAAAAUAAUGUAAUUAUUACUUACCCUCA
Megalobrama amblycephala (Wuchang bream) is the source of this 2855-nucleotide messenger RNA. It is a transcript of the gene tefb, whose product is annotated as TEF transcription factor, PAR bZIP family member b. Gene Ontology annotation, molecular function: RNA polymerase II cis-regulatory region sequence-specific DNA binding; DNA-binding transcription factor activity, RNA polymerase II-specific. NCBI's taxonomy places the organism in Eukaryota, Metazoa, Chordata, Actinopteri, Cypriniformes, Xenocyprididae. The transcript is spliced from 5 exons. The record is from RefSeq and is a predicted model, not a curated record. Gene Ontology annotation, biological process: regulation of transcription by RNA polymerase II. Gene Ontology annotation, cellular component: nucleus. The coding region runs from base 112 to 1128 and encodes 338 amino acids.